This is a messenger RNA of Protopterus annectens (West African lungfish), 2651 nucleotides long. It is a transcript of the gene CTSW, whose product is annotated as cathepsin W. The transcript has 14 exons. Gene Ontology annotation, cellular component: lysosome. The record is from RefSeq and is a predicted model, not a curated record. Lineage: Eukaryota; Metazoa; Chordata; Ceratodontiformes; Protopteridae. The coding region runs from base 196 to 1626 and encodes 476 amino acids. Gene Ontology annotation, molecular function: cysteine-type endopeptidase activity.
CACUCGGAAGUCCAGUUGGAAAGGACUGGAAAGAACCGGCACCUCGCAGGAACAAAGCGCCAGUUCCUGUUAUCGCUCCUCCUACUUUGGAAAGAGGGCUUACAACCUGCAAGAAUCUUCGCAAUGUUGUGCCCAGCAUAUAUAAACAACCUGCCUUACUCCUAGCAUUUACUAGAUACUACAAAGGAAGAGAUCAUGGCCGUUACUGUGAUGUGGUUUCUUCUAGUGGUUGUAGGGUCUACUACAGUUUUCGGGGACGACGUGCCGCCCUUCCUACAGGAUCAAGUACUGUCACAGUUGUUCUCCGAUGGUAAAGAUGUUUCUCAGCCAUCCACCGAGUUGCUUGAAGCGGUGCAGAAACAGUUACAAGAUGUCUGUAGUAACAGUUUGAACUACUACAGGUUUAGGUCUCCUCGUAUCAAAAAGCAGGAGAUUUUGAAAGAUCAGAAGACAGUACCAGUGUGCGUUAUCAAUUUUUAUGUGGAAAAAACUGAUUGCUUGAAAGAAAACAUGAAACCAUUAGACAGUUGUGGAUAUGCAUCAGUUCCGGAAAACGUGAUCAGCUGUUAUAUUGCAUUGAUGGAUGAUGGUGAAAAAUGUGAAGGACCCCGUAUCGGCACAUCAUGUCCUUGUGCCAUAAAAGAUGGUGAUAAUGAUACAGAAUCGGAGAAGGCCGUGCAAUAUCCAGAGAAAGCCUUACAGAAUAAAACAGUUGACUUGAUGUCAUUAUUUAAGGACUUCAUGGUAACUUAUCAGAAGACAUACCGUGACGAGGAAGAAGCCAAUCAACGUUUUAAGAUAUUUGUGAAGAAUUUGGAAACAGCCCAGAAAAUCCAAAAAUUGGAUCAAGGCACUGCUGAGUAUGGCAUCACUAAAUUCAGUGACCUAACAGAGAAGGAAUUCCAAACUUUCUACCUGAAUACCCUGCUUUCUAAACUGCAGUCUAGGCCAAUGAAGAAAGCCAGAAUUCCGGAUGAUCCCCCUCCACCUGAGUGGGACUGGAGAGAACACGGAGCAGUAACUCAAGUAAAAGACCAGGGAAUGUGCGGUUCCUGCUGGGCUUUUUCAGUGACAGGAAACAUAGAGGGGCAAUGGUUUAUCCACAAAGGCAAGCUACUUUCCUUAUCUGAACAAGAGCUGGUGGAUUGUGACACUCUGGAUCAGGCCUGUGGAGGUGGACUUCCUUCCAAUGCCUACGAAGCUAUAGAAAAACUAGGAGGGCUUGAAACUGAAACGGAUUAUGACUAUAAAGGAACGAAACAAAAGUGUACAUUUUCCUCUGGCAAGGUGGCUGCAUACAUCAACAAUUCAGCUGAAAUUUCAAAGGAUGAAACUGAAAUAGCUAAAUGGUUGGCAAAGAAUGGACCUAUUUCAAUAGCCCUGAAUGCUUUUGCCAUGCAGUUCUAUAGAAGAGGUAUCUCCCACCCAUUCAAGAUACUGUGCAUCCCUUGGAUGAUUGACCACGCUGUGCUGCUUGUCGGUUAUGGUACACGUGACGGGAUUCCUUUUUGGGCCAUCAAGAACAGCUGGGGAGAGGACUGGGGAGAAAAGGGUUAUUACUAUGUGUAUCGAGGAUCAGGAGUUUGUGGGCUAAACAGUAUGUGUAGUUCUGCAGUCAUAGACUAGAAUAAACUGUAUAGCAACUAUUAUCACUGCAAGAUGCUAUUCAGGUUCAGCUAGUAAAUUUACCUCAUCCAUAAACUUCCUUUUAUACCAUGAAGAUAACACUGCAAGUAAUAAUUCACCUUUUGGUAGUCACAUUUAUAAAGUUUGUGGUCAAUAUACCUUGAGAAACGUGUAGGGCCACAUUAGAUGUUUUAGUAAAAAUAACUACUAAUUGCACAGGAAAUCUGAAUAAGACUGUUAGCACCAUUUUUGUAACAUCUCUGUCUCAUUCCUAAGCUAGUGAUGCAAAAGUUGCAAUGCACAGACCGACUAAUAUAGGGAAGGGUGCACACUUACACUGGUCACAACUCAGAAUCAAACAGUGGACUGAGUGUCAAAGGACUGAUGAAGGGGAUCACUUGUCCUGUAUGCCUGCUUCACCAGGGGGUGAUCACUCUUGCAGUGACCUCCUUGGGAAAUCUGGGAAAUGCAGGAUGUUGAUCAUCAAGGGGCUACAAGAAGAUGAUUGUCAUUACUGCAAGAAAUCCAGAACAUAAGAACGUGAAUGUCUUCAGGAACUGAGAUACCUUACUUGGCAAUAAGAAGAGGUGUAUGUCAAAAGAGCACACCUGAUCACAAAAUAGUGAAGCUCAUGUUGCCUGUGACUUUCACCCCUUCAAGAAAUGAAAGAGGUAGCAAUAAGAGCAAAAGAGGUGGAGACCAAGUUAGCUGACUGCAACAGCUGCAAUGAAUAUAUAGCUUAGAAAGUGUUUCAAAGCAAGUUGAAUAAACUGAAAAUCAAUCUGCUGCAGUGUGUGUUCACUACGGAAAACAUUUGCUUGAGAGGCAUGCUAUCCUUGACAGUUUAUCUGUUCCUAAUUCCGGUUCUUUGUAACAUGUACUGCAUUUUUCUUACUAGAUGUGCAAUUCCACUGUAUUUGAUAUUUUGUAUUCUUUUUUGCAUUUCUAAAAGUUUAUAUGGAAAUACAUUUUAAUAUUAGUGUCCCACUGAUUUUGUUUAGAGCAAUAAACUAAAUUUGCAAGAA